ACUAUAAAAGGGGGGAGAACCCGCCAUUGUAAAGAGAGAGAAUUGAAUACUCAAUAGAAGAAUAUUAUCGAGUGAUUAUAUCUUCCUGAUUCAUAUCUUGUUCUUGGUCCGCCAUCUGAUCGGGUUAAUCCCAUCAUUGGUGCUUUCAUUGAGAGUUACUGUGAGAUAAGGCUGUGAGAUUAUGGCCGGACGAAGGACGAGACGUAGCACUACUGCUUCCGCCCAGUCGACGGUAAGGAGUGAUAACCCUGAGCAGGGUAUGAUCGUUCCUGUCAAUGGGUUGGAAACGGCAUUGAAUAAUGUGGCUAACAUGAUGGCCAACAUUAUGGAACGAUUGGAUAAGGCUCUUCCAGGUCCAUCCGGUAUCCGGGACAUCCCUACCGGGCAACCCCGUCAGGUGAAUGAGGACCGGGCCAAGGAUGCAAGCCGAAUCGUCAGCGAUGGAAACGAAAACCCGCGGCGAUCCGUCUUUGAAAGGAUAUCUCGCCAGAAGGCUCACGUUAGUGAGAGGCUGGGGAAGAAUCCGGAUAAGGCACCCCAGGGUUGGAUACGACCCCAGGCUAGCCAGGUGGCAUCUUCUAACCGCGAACCCCGGCAGCGAAACGGCCGUGGUGGGAUCCAAGCGCCGGUCCGAUCAAUGAUGAAUUUGGAGGAAGACGAAGUUCAAAGCGAAGCCAGGGUCCCAGCGCCACGGCGUUUGGGGCCGCCGGUACCGGAAACUGGUGAGUUCCAGGAUCUGAGGCAGCAGAUCCAGGAGAUGCAGAGGAAGAUAAACAAGGGUCGAGUGUUCACUACCCACGCCAGUGACGCACUCAUGUGCCGGUGCUUCUUGCAGACAGUUGAUAGCAAGGUCGCGGAUUGGGUCAACCGUAUUCCUGCCGGGUCGAUCCGGACAUGGGAUGAAUUGGGACUACGGUUCCUAGAGCAUUUUGCCGGGAACUGCCGUCCCAAGAAGCAUUUCACUCACUUAGCUUCAGUACGACAUAAGCAUGGAGAAUCCUUGAAGAAUUUCCUUAUCCGAUGGAGGAAAGAGUCCAUGGAGGUUGAAGGAACCGACGAUAAAUCCAUGUUGGCUAUGUUCACAGCGGCAUUACAGGAUGGACUCCUUCACACCGAUCUUACUACUCAUCCCCCGGAUACCUUCGAAGAAGCAAUUGUCCGGGCGGGGAGGUAUCUAACCACACUUGCUGUAAAAAAAUACCCAUUACCCACCCUCUUUCUCGACAUGACAUCGUCAUUUCAGUUCAACCAGAGGCAGAACCAGAUUGGUGUUGCUUUGUUCAACUACGCAUUCUGUUAUUUCUGCUGUGCUAAUGCUAAUAAUGAGGUAAUCUCUCAUCACCCCGUGGCUUAUCUUCUUAAGGUUCCUGGUUAUGACCGUUUUUAUCUUAUGUGCAUACAGUUCCUUAUAUGAACAAUAGUUAGUGUGUUGUUAUUUGUUAGUUUGAUGCUUUUUCUAAUGCUCUUUUAUUUCCACACUAUUGCUUAAAUGGUUGCUUAUCGUUCUAUUUACACUACUCGUCUUGAAAUGUACUCCGUAUAUUUAUUUAUUCUGCCAAAAAUAAAUAAAUUUUGGGUGUGUUUUGUUUGGGUGGGUUAAAAUUUAAAUAUUUGAAGCUCUAGGGCACUGCAGAAUCUUAUACUCCGUACAAUAUUAUGUUAAAUAUAACUAAGAACAUGUUUUUGCUUAAAACAGAUGAUACUACCGUUGCUAAUGACACAAUUAUCAGAAUAAUUAGAACCGUAAUGUACGUUGGUGGUUAAGUUUACAACUACAAAUAUAGAAUAAUUAGAAGAGACAACAAUAAAAGAGUGGUUGCAAU
This is a messenger RNA of Cuscuta campestris, 1823 nucleotides long. Lineage: Eukaryota; Viridiplantae; Streptophyta; Magnoliopsida; Solanales; Convolvulaceae. The record is from the annotation of a GenBank genome assembly.